Molecule: messenger RNA, 4155 nt
Organism: Jatropha curcas
Lineage: Eukaryota; Viridiplantae; Streptophyta; Magnoliopsida; Malpighiales; Euphorbiaceae
Product: disease resistance protein RPV1
Biological process (GO): defense response; signal transduction
Molecular function (GO): protein binding; ADP binding
Source: RefSeq, a predicted model, not a curated record
AUGGCAUUUUUGCAUAUCUUCAUUUUCUACAGAUAACUGUUUAGAAUUCACUGGCGCGUUUGAUUGAAGCUCUUUACCGACCCAUCACUGAUCACUCAUUUUCAAAGUCAAGCCUGGUUUGCUUUGGUUUCGCUCUUUUUCUUUUAUGGUUUAAGAGUUUGUGUGCUCUGUAUUCUUCUACAAUUUCUCUAUUACUUCUUGGUUUCCAGUUUUAACCAAGAACAUUGAAACUUUCAUUUCUUUCUGGUCUUAAACAAUCUUGUUGUAGUGAAAUUAGAUGCUUAAAGCAAUCAACUUGAAUUUAAUUUGCAUUGUUUUUUAAAUUUUGAUUAUUAUAUCCCUUUUUGUUUUUUUUGCCUAAAAGCAUUUGGGUUGUAUCAAGCUUUCGUGCCUCCUCAUCAUUUCCAUCUCUUAAGACUAUCUGUAAGUAAUUUGUUGAAUGGCCUAUACAAGAGGGUACCAAUACUCUUAUCAUGUCAUCUUAAGCUUUAAAGGUGAUGACACUGGCAAGAAUUUUAGUGAUCAUCUUUAUGCAGCAUUGGAGCAAGCUGGAAUUCACACUUUCAGAGAUGAAGAUGGAAUUGAGAGAGGAGAUGAUGUUGAUGUGGAGACUGAAAAAGCGAUGCAAGGCUCGAAAAUGUGCCUAAUAGUGUUCUCCAAAGACUAUGCCUCUUCAAUAUGGUGUCUUAAUCAACUUGUGAAGAUAAUGGAACAAAGGGAAAUUAGUGGUUUUGUUGUUAUGCCGGUUUUCUAUGAUGCAGAUCCAACACAAGUCUGGGAACAGAGUGGGAGUUAUGCAGAAGCAUUUGCUAGACAUGAACAGCAAUUUAAGGAUGAGAUUGAUAAGGUGGAGAAAUGGAGGGCAGUGCUUAGAGAAAUUACAGAUUUGAGUGGGAUGGACUUACAAGGAAGGCAUGAGGCAGAAUUUAUUCAGGACAUUGUCAAAAAGGUUGGAAAAAGACUGAAUCGUUCAGUAUUACUGCAUGCUCCCUCAUAUUUAGUUGGAAUAGAUUCUCGUGUAAAAGAUAUUAACAUAUGGCUGCAAGAUGGGUCAAAUGGGUCUUGCAUAGCAAUAAUCUAUGGGAUUGGAGGUAUUGGAAAGACAACCAUUGCUAAGACAGUUUAUAAUCUAAAUUUAGAUAGAUUUGAAGGCAGUUGCUUUCUGGCUAAUGUCAGAGAAACCUCGAAAGAUCCUGAUGGUUUGAUUCUCUUGCAGAAGCAACUUAUUGAAAAGUUUCUAAAUGGAAAGACAUACAAAAUAAAAAGUGUAGAUGAAGGAAGUGUUAGGAUCAAAGAUGCAAUAAGCUGCAAAAGAGUUCUUAUUGUUCUUGAUGAUGUGGAUCAAUUGGAACAAUUAAAUGCAAUUUUUGGAACAUGGGAUUGGCUUUAUGAAGGAAGUAAAGUGAUCAUAACAACUAGACAUGAGCGUCUACUUGGUGCUUAUGAAACAUACAAAAAAUUUAGAGUUAAGGAGUUGGAUGACAAUGAGUCACUUCAGCUCUUCAGUUGGCAUGCCUUCGGACAAGAUUAUCCUAUUGAAGGUUACAAAGAGCACUCAGAGAAAGUAAUAAGCCACUGUUUUGGAAUCCCAUUAGCUCUUCAAAUUUUUGGUUCUUCUCUAUCUGUAAAUAUUGCAGAUGAAUGGGAAAGUGCAUUAGAAAAGUUGAGAGCAAUUCCUGAUAGUAAACUUCACAAGAUUCUCCGAAUAAGCUAUGAUUCUCUACAAGAUGAUCAUGACAAAAAUUUAUUUCUUCACAUUGCCUGUUUCUUCAUUGGAAGAAAUGGAGAUUAUGUAAUUAAAAUAUUAGAUGGUUGUGAGUUCUACACAAAAGUGGGACUUCAAAAUCUCAUUGAUCGAAAUCUUGUCACUAUCAAUGAAGACAAUAAACUGAUGAUGCAUCCUUUGCUUAGAGACAUGGGAAGGGAAAUUAUUCGCCAAGAAGCACCUGAGAACCCGGGGAAACGUAGCCUGCUAUGGUAUCAUGAGGAUGCAUUUACUGUCUUGAGAGAAAAUAUUCAGGGUACGGAAGCAAUUAAAGGCCUCACCAUCAAUCUGCGUGCUAUAAUGGCAGACCAGCAGCAUACAAUUUCUUGUAUAAAUUGUGCAAAACGACAAUAUUAUGAAGAUCUGAUCUCCAAAUCCAGGCCAAAACGACUUCGUCUUGGCUUCUUAUCCUGGCAAUCUGCAGAGAUUGGCACUUCAACCUCAUUUCCUGUGUCAAAUGAAGUAGUUUUUGACACAAAGCCAUUUGCAAAGAUGCACAAAUUAAAACUGCUCCAACUUAGUUAUGUAAAACUCAUUGGAGGAUAUGAACAUUUUCCUAAAAGUUUAAUAUGGUUGUGUUGGCAUGGGUUCCCUUUGAAAUCUUUACCAUCCAAUUUAUACCUGGGGAAGCUUGUUGUUCUUGACAUGCGAUAUAGUGGUAUAAAACAUGUUUGGAGUGGAAAUAGGGUUCUUGUACAAUUGAAAAUCCUUAAUCUUAGCCAUUCCCAUGACCUUGUCAGCACUCCUGAUUUCUCAGGGCUACCUAAUCUUGAAAUAUUGAAGCUGAAAGAUUGCAUAAAUUUGGUGGAAGUUCAUGAAUCUAUUGCAGACCUCAAGAGACUUGUUCUCUUAAACUUGAAAGAUUGCAAAAGGCUCAGGAAGCUUUCAAGAAAAUUUGUGAUGUUGAGAACACUUGACAAACUUAUUCUUUCUGGGUGCUCAAAACUUGACCAGCUGCCCAGCGAACUGUGGAAAUUGGAAUCACUAAAGGUGCUUCAUGCUGAUGGUAUGGUCAAUUCUACUACUACAUCACGACAGUCGACCUUCUGGUCCUGGUCAUCACGAAGGCAAGGCAGGGAGUCCUCUUUGUCAUUGACCUUUCUACCUCAUUCUUUAGAAUGCCUAAGUCUUGGAUAUUGCAAUCUAUCGGAUGAUGCCAUUGACUUCACUAGCCUUCCCUCCUUGAAAUAUUUAAAUUUAAGUGGAAACUCAAUUUAUUGCCUACCUGAAACCAUAAACAGCCUUACUAAGCUUGAGAUCCUUAUAUUAGAUCACUGCAAGAAUCUCCAAUCACUCUCUAAACUUCCAUCAAGUUUAAAGGAAUUGAGCGCAGAAAACUGUGAAGCAUUGGAAAGAAUUACAAAUCUGCCAAACUUGAUGCGAUCAUUGAUGCUAAACCUCACCGACUGCAAACAAUUAAUUGAGGUUCAGGGCUUGUUCAAGUUAGAGCCAAUAAGCAAUCUUGAUAGGGAAAUGGCCAAUGAAUUGGGCUUCUGCAUCUUGAAGUCUGCAGAAAGCAUUAAAGUUGAAAUGUGCAGCGUUAUGAUGAUGACAUCAAGGAUUAUCCCUCCCCAGGUUUUACAUGAAUGUGGCAUAAGUAGCAUAUUUCUUCCAGGAGAUGAAGUUCCAGGCUGGUACAACCCGCAAAAUGAAGGGUCAUCCAUAUCUUUUAGCAUUGCCCAAUCUCAUGGUUGCAAUGUCCUUGGUUUAAACAUAUGCACCGUGUAUACAUGCAAUAAUAUACGAAAUGGACCAGGUGAUCAUCUUUACACAAAGGUUUGGAAUAAAACCAAGGAUCUGAGGUGGACCUAUAGCCCAACAUUUCAUGGAAUUCCUGAAACAGAUGAGAUUAUGCUAUGGUUAAGCCACUGGAAGUUAGGGGAUCAGCUGGAAGUUGGAGAUGAAUUGAAUGUUUCAGUGGUUAUGUCAACUGGUUAUCAGGUGAAAAAGUUUGGCAUCCAUGUUGUGUAUGAGCAGGAAAAAGAGAAUACCCAGCUGAACAGCAAAGAAACAAAGGAAAAUAUCUCGUCCUGGUACCAAACUUCUGACAAUUUGGAUAUGGAGUUGUACAGGGUAAGAAGGGAUGCUUUUUACCUCAGCAAUCAUGAUUAUUUAAUUCACCAAGAAAUAUCAGAAAGUGGUUGGGAUAACUCGAGGUGGUACAGCCAUUUAUUUGAGCAAUAAACAGAAAUUAGAGACGUAAGUUUUUUGCCCAGUUCAGUUCACUGAGAUGUUUAGCAAGUUGUUUACUUAUGAACCCAGUCAUACUUUCAUGGUAUCUCCUCAUCCCCCCGUCAUUGUUAAUUUUAAGAGUAAAAGUUCUUUGCUUGCGUUUUCCCUGAUAUGCGUUGAAAUUCUCCAAUUUAUAGAAAGUAUUACGUAUUUUAUAA